Molecule: messenger RNA, 3483 nt
Organism: Plasmodium malariae
Lineage: Eukaryota; Apicomplexa; Aconoidasida; Haemosporida; Plasmodiidae
Product: transportin, putative
Exons: 1
Coding region: 1-3483 (1160 amino acids)
Biological process (GO): protein import into nucleus
Cellular component (GO): cytoplasm; nucleus
Molecular function (GO): nuclear import signal receptor activity; small GTPase binding
Source: RefSeq, a predicted model, not a curated record
AUGCAUAACAGCUGUUAUGAAAAUAGUAACUCGUACAUGGAAUGGAAGCCGAAUGAGAAAAUAUACAAAACAAUUAAUGAGGCAUUAACAUCCUCAUGUAACAGUUCAAAUAACAACGUUCAGAUUGAAGUAACCAAAGUUUUAAAAGAUUUAAAUGAAAAUGUAUCAGAUGCUGCGUUAUAUUUAUUACAUAUAUUUAUGAACAAACAAGAAAAAAAUGAUGUUAGGCAAGUAGGAGGGUUAUUAUUAAAAAAUUAUAUAAAUUCGAAAAAUAAAUUUUUAACAAUUGAUAUUUUAAAAAUAAUAAAGAAUGAAAUUUUCAAAUUAGUUGAAGAUGAGGUAAAAGAAAUAAGAAACACAUCUGGAUCUGUUAUAACAACAAUUCUGACCAAGUAUGAAGGAAUAGAUAAGUGGCCCGAAGCGUUAUAUAAUUUAUUACUGUUAAUAGAACGUGGAAAUAAUGAUGUAGUUGAUGGAGCAUUUCGUGCAAUUAUAAUUAUAAUAGAAGAUGAAUUAAUGAAUAGAAAAAGUGCUGAUUCUCUUUUUUUUCAAUUUUGCAAAACACAAUUAUUACAGAAAUUAUUUUCAUUUUGCACACCACAAGAAAAAAGUAUAAAAAAAAAAUAUGCUGCUGAGUGUCUUGAUUUAUUUAUAACAUCAUCAUGUUUUACUACAAAUGGUGUUUUUAAUGAAUAUUUUCCUCAAUUAUGGGAAUGCUUAGGAUAUCUAGCUUCAGAAGAAGAUACGCAAAUAUUAAAAAUUGUAGUUACUUGUAUGACCAUUAUUACAGACUCUAGGUAUGCAUCUAUAUUUACUAACUUAGACGCGAUUAUUCAAUUUAUGGUUAAUGCAACCAAUUCAUCAGAUAGAAAAGUUCAACUAGAAGCAUUAGAGUUUUGGCCCGUAUUUAUAAAAGAUAGGAGCUAUAUUGCCUAUUCAAAUUAUAAUAAUAAUCAUAAUAAUCAUAAUAAUCAUAAUAAUCAUAAUAAUAGUAAUAAUAAUAAUAAUAGUAAUAAUAAUAAUAAUAAUAAUAACAAUAACAGUAAUAAUAAUAAUAACAUUAAUAAUAAUAAUAAUAAUAGUAGUAGUAUGAACACUAAUAUGAAUAACACUAAUAAAUCAAUCGAUUUUUUGAGCAAGUCAGAUAGUUUUAUUGAUGAAAAUGUGUAUAAAAAUAUUAACGAGUUAAGAAAUGAAGCUUUGAAAAUAUUAAAGAGCUAUUUACCCUAUUUAUGUAAAAUACUCGUUGAUAAUACGGUUUAUACCAAAUGGGAUUAUUUAACUAUGGACGAAUCACAUUUUCAAAAUGACAAUGCAAAUAUACCUGAUUUAAUACAAGACAUUUCCCCGGAAUUAUAUAAUAAUAAUAAUAGUAAUAAAAAUGAUGACAUUGGUCAGGAUGAAUUGAAGAUAAAUAAAAUGAACAAUAAUAGCAGUGUUAACAACAGCAAUAGCAGCAAUGUGAAUAGCAACAAUAUGGACAACAUUACGGAUAUGGGAUUUGAUAAUAAGAAUAGUAACACGUAUGAUGAUUUUAGCGAUGAUGAAAAAAAUGAUGAUUUGACUUCUAGAACAUGGGGAAAUGAUUGGACUGUUCGGAAAGGAGCUGCAUUAUGUCUUGACUACUUAUCCAAUGUAUAUAAUGAUGAGAUACUAGAAUUUAUUUUACCACAUAUUGAAGAAAAAUUAAUGAGUGAUAAAUGGAACAUCAGGGAAAGUGCGGUGCUAACCCUAGGUGCUAUUGCAAAAGGUUGUAUGUAUAGCUUAUCUCCAUUUAUACCUAAAGUGUUGGAAUAUUUAAUCAAAUUACUAAAUGAUGAGAAGCCAUUAGCAAGAAGUAUAUCCUGUUGGUGUGUUACAAGAUUUUCGUCUUGGAUAUGUCACCCGGAUAAUUGUGAUAAAUGGUUUGAACCAGUUUUGUUAAAUUUAUUAAAAAGAAUUUUAGAUAGUAAUAAACGAGUACAAGAAGCAGCUUGUUCCUCUUUUGCUAAUCUUGAGGAAGAUGCUUUAGAAUUACUUAAUAAUUAUUUGCAUGAAAUUGUUCACACGAUUCAACAAGCGUUUCAGAUAUAUCAAGCGAAAAAUUAUUUUAUUUUAUUUGAUGUAGUCGGAACGUUAAUUGAUAGUGUCAAUAUUGUAAAAGAGAACAAUGAGUUAGCUCAUCAAAUUGUUAAUUCGAUUUUAUUAAAAUGGGAUAACAUUCGUAUCAGUAGCCCAUAUAUUAUAGCUUUAAUGGAAUGUAUGUCAUGUAUUACUAGUGCAUAUGGAAAGGAAUUUUUAAAAUAUGCAAAAAGUGUUAUAAGAACAUGUAUUAAAUUUUUGGUUUUAUUAUACAUAGAUUUAGAGGAAGAAAUAAAAUAUUAUUAUACGAAAAAAUCAGGUAGUACCAAUUCGUUUAUGUUGAAUAGAAAUAAUAUUUCGGACACAGCUAGUGAAUUAUUAACAUAUUAUAAAAUAUCAAAUGAAGAUUAUUUUACUAGUUUAAAAGAUAUAGAUUCUAUAUCUCCGUCUAAGAAAAAGGAUUUAAUAGAAUGUAGUUUUGAUUUAUUAUCAAGAAUUUUAAGUGUUAUAAAUUCUAAUAUUUUAAACAUUUUAAGUGAAGAUGAAUAUAAUUUUAUACCAUUAGUUCAUAGAUAUUGUUUAAAAUUAGAAAAUAUAAAAUUUGAUUCUCUAAAUAAUAAGAUGAUAAUUAAUCAUGGUUAUAAUAAAAUGUUAAAUUUAAAUAAUAGUAACAAUAACAACAAUAAUACUUCAUCAUCAAUCACCAAUGGAAUAAUAGUAAGUAAAGAAAAUGAAUAUACAGAAUUAGCAAAACUUUUCCUAAAUUUUGGAAUUUUACAAUCAAAUUUUGCAUUAAUAGGAGAUAUUUCAAGAUUUUGUACCCAGUAUUUAAUACCUUAUUUAAACGACAUCAUACCAUAUCUUAUUGCACAUAUUACUCAUCCUUCGACCCCCGUUUCUAAUAACGCUAGUUGGGCCAUAGGAGAAAUUAGUAUACACAUUAAUCCUCAAUACAUGGAAAUGUAUGUAGAUGAAAUAAUAAAACAACUUAUUUAUAUUUGUCAGAAUUCCAAAUAUCAUGGAUGCUUGUUACAAAAUAUAUGUAUAUCCCUAGGUAGGUUAUCAGCUACGUAUCCUAAAAAAAUUAUUUUUUAUUUCCCUCAAUUUUUAAAAACAUGGUUAAAAAUUAUGUCACAUGGUACACAAGAAAAUGAAAAAAUUAGCUCUCUGAAGGCAAUUUUAGAAACCUUAUAUUUAAAUCUAGAUAUUGCUGCAGAAAAUUUGAAAGAUAUUGUUUAUAUAAUAUUGAAGUAUAAAUAUGUAUCUCAAAAUAUUAAUAUUUUUUUUCACCAAUUUCUAUCAAACAUGAAGCAAAAAUACCCCAAUCACUGGAAAGAAAUCUAUAACCCAACGAAUGACUCUCUUUCGUCCCCCAUACCAAACGACAUGCUGAACGACUUAAACACGAGGUUUAAUUUAUGA